This is a messenger RNA of Amphibalanus amphitrite, 2688 nucleotides long. RefSeq lists its product as uncharacterized. Gene Ontology annotation, biological process: cell-matrix adhesion. Bases 159 to 2492 code for a protein of 777 amino acids. Lineage: Eukaryota; Metazoa; Arthropoda; Thecostraca; Balanomorpha; Balanidae. The record is from RefSeq and is a predicted model, not a curated record. Gene Ontology annotation, cellular component: basement membrane. The transcript is spliced from 7 exons.
UAUCCCGCCGCGGGCCCACACGCGGUAUAUACGCUCGAGUCACUCCGAUCAGCCCGGUGGCACCAUUCGGCCCACACCGGCCCCCGAAGGAGCACGCUGAACGCUUCACUCCUGCGGAUAAGGUUCAAUCGACAACAGAACAGCAGUACAGGAGCGGCAUGGCCGUCUGGUGGGUGUGUGCGCCGCUCUGCGGCCUGCUGCUGCUGGCUGCCCCCUCCGUCCAGCAGUACCAGUCGGACACGCCGUGUCUGGACGCCCGCAGUCGCCAGGGGCCGCCCAUCCCCGGACAGCGGUACCACGACUGUGACGCCGACGGACAGUACCGGCCGCAGCAGUGUGUCGGCUCCGUCUGCUUCUGUGUUGACACUCUGGGAGAGCAGAUGAGCCAGUUUGAGGCCGUCGGCAGACAUGAGGCGCAUCUCGUCUCCUGUGCGUGCGCCCGUCAGAAGACGCUGCAGGCGGGCCGGCACGGCGGCCAGUCGGUGACCUGCGACCGGCGCGGUAACUUUGCGCCCCGCCAGUGUGUCGGCUCCCAGUGUCACUGUGUGGACCCGCUGACCGGCCAGAGGCGCGAAGAGCUCGGAUCGGUGCACGUCAGUCAGAUCGGCCAGCUCCGCUGCGGAGCCGAGCAAACGGGACAGUACCGGGGACAGAACCGCGGACAGCACGGCGGACAGCGCGGACAGCUCGGAGGACAGCGCGGACAGCUCGGAGGACAGCUCGGAGGACAGCUCGGCGGGCAGCGCGGUCAGAGGAGGCGGCUGGGCGCUCCCGAUCGGCUCGGCCGACCACUGCUCGGUGGCAACACGCCCUGCUGGGACGAGCUGCGGCAGCAUGAAGCACGCAGCGAACCGCUGCUGGGCGCCGAGAAACCCAACUGUGACCGCACGGGCAGGUAUCACCCCAAACAGUGCAAGGGCUCGGAGUGCUUCUGCGUGGACCCGAACAACGCCCCGCUGCCGCGGUACCGCGCCAGCCGCGCCCAGGGCGCCGCCAUGGGCUGCCUGUGCUCUCGCCGCGAGUGGGAGCUGCAGCAGGGCGGUCUGCUCGGCCUCAGCGUCAACUGCGACGAGCUCGGUAACUUCGCGCCGCACCAGUGCGUGGGCUCUCGGUGCCACUGCGUGGAAGCCGUCACCGGCGAGCGGCUGCCCGGUCUGGAGGCGCACGUGGCCGACCUGCGCAGCCUCGACUGCGCCGCCCAUCGGCGGCAGCUGCUGGGCGCCGGCCGCUCCUGCGAGGAGGAGCGCCGGCGGACCCCGGCCGGCCAGCCGCAGCCCGAGUGUGACCGGACCGGGAAGUUUGCACCGGUCCAGUGCUCGGGCGACCUCUGCCGCUGUGUCAGUCCGGACGGAGAGACCUUGGAGGGCUACGAUCAGCCGAUCCAGUACAGAGCCAGCAUGUCCUGCGCCUGCGCGCGCCGGUCGUGGGAGGCGUCGCGCGACGGCCUGGGCCACCCGGUGGUGUGCGACAAGUUCGGCGGCUUCCACAGCCACCAGUGCGAGGGCAGCACGUGCUACUGCGUGGACCCGGCCAGCGGCCAGCCGGCCCCCGGCGGCACCGUGCACGUCUCCCAGCUGGCCAGCCUGCGGUGCGGCGAGCAGCGGCCGGCGCUGGGUAGCCGGCAGCCCUGCUGGCAGGAGCGCCGCCGCCGCGAGCAGCUGCAGACGGCGUCGGCGCGGCCGCUGCUCGGCCUCGAGCUGCCGCAGUGUGACCGCUCCGGACACUUUGAGCCCCGACAGUGCACCGGCUCCGAAUGUUACUGUGUGAACGCCGAGGGGACCCGGCUGAGCGGCUACCAGGGCGGCCGGCAGCAGCACCACCAGAUGCACUGCGUGUGCGCCCGUCUGAAGGAGGAGACCCGCGCGCUGGGACUGGUGGGCACGUCCACCAACUGCGACUCGCUGGGCAACUUUGAGCGCCGCCAGUGCCGCGGCUCGCAGUGUUUCUGCGUGGACCCGCACACGGGCGGACAGGUGUCGGCCCAGUCGAUGCACAUCGCCCAGCUGAGCGCGCUCGACUGCUCCGGCUCCGGCUCCGGACCGGCUCCGGGCGGCGGCGGCGGACGCCCGCUCCUGGGCGGGGGACGGCGCCGGCUCGGUGAGGACGGCAGCGGCCAGCGGGUGCGUCCCGGCCAGGGCGGCAGGGGUGUGAGGGUGCUUCCGGGUCAGGGCGGCAGCGGUCAGCGACAGCUACUCGGCGGCGCGCGCCGGCUGGGGGAGGACGGAGCCGGUAUGCGGGUCCGGCCCGGACAGGGCGGCAGGGGCGUCAGAAUUCUGCCCGGCCAAGACGGUAGCGGCCAAAGGGUCUUCCCAGGCCAAGACGGUAGCGGGCAGCGAAUUCGCCCCGGCCAGGAUGGCAGAGGUCAGAGAAUCUUCCCGGGUCAAGACGGCAGCGGUCAAAGGGUCUUCCCGGGUCAGGAUGGCAGCGGUCAGCGAAUUCGCCCGGGCCAGGACGGAGCUGGCACCCAGCAGCUGUUCAUCUCAGGCUACUGAUCGCUGCCGACUGUCGUGCGGGUCGUCGCAAUGUCAGAUGACACCGUUGUGAGACGCAAUUACUCCCAGCGUCGGGGAAUGUCUAGAGAACACACCAUGUCAGAGGUAUUUGUUUGCCUGUCCUGGCAUCGUGCUAUGUGAUUUGAAUAGUGCAUCGCGUGAUUUGGAAUCCAAUACAUAAAUUAACACGAUAAAA